UUUGUCUCUUGCUAUGUACCCAUUUUUCUCAUCUCAUUCAAAUUUUCUUCACACACACACACAACAACAAGACACACACACUCCACUCCCUUUUGAUUAAAUGCCAUCAACCGAGUCCAUAUCAAACCCAUAACACAACACCACACCACACAAAGUUCAGAGGCUAGUAGCUACUAGCUACUAGUAUAGCAAUAGCACCUUACCUUGCCACACCAAUAACAGCACCUCAUUAAUGGCGCAAGCAAAACACUGCAUUGAAAAUCGGGGGUCCCAAGAAAUUUAAAUUUCUGAACUGCAAUUGCAGCAGCAGGGGAAGAGAGAAGAAACAAGAGAGAGUCGGUGUAUAAAUUUUUUCUUGCCUGUAAUAAGAACCCCUACUAUGGUUUAAAGUGGAUCCCUAUCACUCUUAGGCCUUGUAACACCCUUCGUCUCAUCGCUUUCUCUAGCAACACUUUAAGGAGACAAUGAUGGGUGGGGAUUCUUACAAGAAGAAAGAAGAAGCAUGAUGAAGAGAAGGGUGUAGAGAGAGAGAGAGACAGAGAGAGAGAGAGAGAGAGAGAGAGAGUGGUGGUUGCUGCUGUGCACAGCGUCUUGUUUCUCGGGCCGCGCCGCUCGUGUGUGCGCGCGCGCCAGCCUCUUGUUGUUGCAGUUUCUUCUUGUUCUUCUUCAUUCUUCUUCUGCAAUCCCAAAACCCAAAUCUCGAGGUUGUGAGAUUGACUGACCCUUUUUGCUGGUUGGUUUUCUGGGUGACACACGCCCUUCUUUCCUUCGGUUCACUGCACUUGAUCCUGUUUUGUAUGACCCUUGACUCGUUUCUUUGGCCAUAAUAACUGGAGGGUCGGUGGUUGAUGUUGAAAAUUUUAGUUCUUUUGCUUAAUUUACAAGACGGGUAUUGUUAAAAAGCUCUCAGCUAAGUGUUUCUGAUUUGGAAAAAAUUUGGGUUAUUCUAGUGUGUGUAUUGGGGUUUGGGGAAUAGUUUAUUGUUGUGAUAAUUUAUUUAAGUAUUGGGAUCCUGUUGAGGGUUUGUUCCAACAUGCAAACAAGUGUUGUCAUUGGUUGUCUUCUUGGGCUGGCGGUUGGUUCUUCCUACUUGGUCCCUGCUAACAACAUUUUAGUUUAGUCCCUGCUAACAACAUUUUAUAUUGCUUUGAGUUUUGCAUAAUCAGUGAGAGAAACAAGGUCCGUUGAUUUUGGCUUGGUUUGGUAUUUAAGGUGUUGUUGCUGAGCAGAGAAUUUGAUAAUUAGUAGGGGAAAGAAAGUGUUGGAAAGUGACAUUCUUUUCUUUUGGUUCAUGUGGAAGUUUGUCUCUGAGUAGUACAAGAUAUGCUGAACUCUGAUGAUGGAGAUAGUGAUGUGUUCUUUGACUCUGUGGAUUGUCUGCCACCUCCCCAAGAGUCUCUUUUGACACCACAGCAACAACAACAGGAGUUUGGGUAUGAGAUUUGGGUGAAUGAGCCUCUCAGUGUGAAGGAAAGAAAGGAAAGGUUUCUAAGAGGGAUGGGUUUGGUUGAUGCUAGUUCUGAGGUUAGUUCUCAAGAGGAGAUUCUGAGCUGUAGUACCUCAUCACUGAGUUUAGAAUUGGAGAGGAUCAGGGAUUCUAGUGGAGCUGUCUCAAAUGAUUGUAUUUUACCAGCUGAACAAGUUCCUGAAAAAUUGGCUGCCUCAGGGAGGGAAGGAACUUCUGAAACCUGCAGUGAAGAUAAAGCAGAUGCAAAUUUUCAAGGGAGGGUGUGUGAGCUUUCUUAUUCUGAUCAAGAGCUCAGAAAUAGAGAAGCUGAGGCUCUUGAAGAAUUGCAGGAUACUGAUAUGAGUAAGAAGAAGAAGAAAAACUGGUGGAAGCAUUUUGUGAACAGCAUGAAACGCGGAGGAGGGAAAUUCAGAUCAAAGUUGAAUGUAGGGGCUAGUAAAACGCGCAGGAUAAAUGUGAGGCAGAAUAAAAAGAGGUGGAUGGAGUUCAGUGCACUGUAUCUUGGACAAGAGAUAAGAGCGCACAAAGGCCUAAUUUGGACUAUGAAGUUUAGUCCCAAUGGCCAGUAUCUAGCUAGUGGAGGUGAAGAUGGUGUAAUCCGCGUAUGGCGUGUAAUGUCUCUGAAUGCGUCAAGUAUAUGCUUCACUGCGAGAGAUAGUGCAGCAAGCAAAGUCAAGCAUGACAUCUCUAGUUCUCAGAAGAAACCCUCUAACCAAUCCUUCAUUGUUCUUCCAAAUAAGAUUUUCACAAUCGAGGAAUCCCCACUGCAAGAAUUUUAUGGUCAUUCCAGCGAUGUAAUGGAUUUGGCUUGGUCUAGUUCAGAUAUUCUCCUUUCCUCUUCUAUGGAUAAAACUGUACGCUUGUGGAAAAUUGGUUGCAAUCAAUGUCAAAGAGUUUUCCGUCACAAAGAUUAUGUGACAUGCAUUCAAUUCAAUCCCGUUGAUGAAAAUUACUUCAUCAGUGGCUCCAUAGAUGGUAAAGUCCGAAUAUGGGGUGUGCAUGAAGAGCGAGUUGUUGACUGGGCAGACAUUCGAGAUGUCAUAAGUGCUAUAAGUUACCAGCCAGAUGGAAAAGGGUUUGUAGUCGGUUCCCUUUCUGGAACUUGCCGAUUUUAUGUUGCUUCAGGCAAACAUUUCCAGCUUGAGGGGAAGAUUCACCUCAAUGAAAAGAAGAGAACAUCUGGCAACAAGAUUACUGGCAUUCAGUUUUCCCAGAAAAACCAACGGAGACUUAUGAUCACAUCAGAAGAUUCUAAAAUUAGAAUAUUGGAAGGCGUUGAACUCGUCCAGACAUAUAAAGGCCUUCCAAAAUCAGGAAGUCAGAUGUCUGGUUCAUUUACAUCAAGUGGGAAACACAUAAUUUCGGUUGGAGAGGACUCUCGCGUGUAUAUUUGGAACUUCAACGACAUGGGAAAUGCCUCUUCCAAACAGACCAAAUCUGAGUGCUCUUGUGAGCACUUCAGCUCCGAGGGCGUAACCGUUGCAAUACCUUGGGCAGGCAUGAAUGCAGAAUCCGGUGAUGACUGCGCUCACUGUUCUUCAGAAAGACAACACCAAUUAGAGGCUGCUCCCGGGUUUAGAGAGUCGGAACGUUUCUCUUUCGGUAGUUGGUUCUCCAUUGAUGGUUCAUGCAGCAGAGGUGCCAUGACAUGGCCCGAGGAGAAGCUUCCGAGUUGGGACAUACCUCUUACCGAAGUUGAAUUCGAUCACCAGCAGCUAUAUCUCAAUGAUCAAGACAAUUGGGUACCAGAAACAUGGGGACAAUCAAUAGUGGCAGCUUCUUUUGAUGGAACCAUCAAGACAUUUCACAACUUUGGAUUGCCUGUGAGGCUUUAGAACCCUGCCAUGGCUCUGUUGGUGCAGAAUAGCUGGGUUACUUGCCCAAAUUGAAAACUUCAUCAAGAAGUUUCAGAUCACAACCUUGGAUUCAUUGCAUUGCAAGAAAUAUGGUCAUUGCUAGAUUCAUGUGAGAUGUCAAACCUUCUGACAUGUUUUGCAAAUUGAUAUGCUACUAAUUUAAGUGGUCUUGUAGAGACAGACCACUAGAAUCCUAAGUUUUGUUUUGGUGGCAUUUUUUUUGUGAAUAUUGGUUAACUUAUAGGUACAGAUUAUUUUUAUUUAGAAAACAAAAGAAAAAAAAUUGAAGUUUUGUUCCAA
Lotus japonicus is the source of this 3624-nucleotide messenger RNA. RefSeq lists its product as uncharacterized. Bases 1324 to 3303 code for a protein of 659 amino acids. Gene Ontology annotation, molecular function: protein binding. The record is from RefSeq and is a predicted model, not a curated record. NCBI's taxonomy places the organism in Eukaryota, Viridiplantae, Streptophyta, Magnoliopsida, Fabales, Fabaceae. The transcript has 8 exons.